Cajanus cajan (pigeon pea) is the source of this 946-nucleotide messenger RNA. RefSeq lists its product as uncharacterized. Gene Ontology annotation, biological process: lipid metabolic process. The record is from RefSeq and is a predicted model, not a curated record. NCBI's taxonomy places the organism in Eukaryota, Viridiplantae, Streptophyta, Magnoliopsida, Fabales, Fabaceae.
GACGUUACAGGAAUCAUAAUCAUAACCAUCUUUCUUUGUCACCCUUUCCUUCUUCUCCAGCUCCUCAUAGGUUUAACACGUUACCCUAUUUCCUUUCUCAACAGGCAUCAUGGAGGGAAGAGUGGGGCUAUUGUUUCUUAUUUUGUUGGGUGCUGCUUGGGCUUGUGAUGCAAGAGGGCUAGCAAACUAUGAAUUAAACAGAAAAUCAGAAUCAGAUGUCUGUGCACUUUGUGAGGAAUAUGCUACCGAGGCACUUGAUUAUCUAAAUGAUAAAGAGAACCAGAGAAAGAUCAUUGAUGCCCUUCACAAUACUUGCUAUCAGCUACUCUCUUUCAAGCAGCAGUGCAUCGAAUUGGUGGAUGAUUAUGCAUCACAUUUCUUCUCAGAAAUCGCAUCAGUUCUGCCUGGAGAACUCUGCAAACAGGUCCACCUCUGCCAAUCUGCAAACGUUUCUUCACAAGUUAAAGGAAAUAGCUGUGGCUCUUGCAAAGAUUCUGUUGCAGCCUUAUUGGUUAAGUUGAAUGAUCCUGACACCAAGCUUGAGAUAAUAGAGGCACUAUUGACGGCAUGCAAUUCUAUGGAGAAGAUGGAGAAGAAGUGCAAGAGGAUGGUUUUUGAGUAUGGACCUAUGAUUCUAGUCAAGGCAGAGAAGUUCCUGAAAACAACAGAUAUAUGCACUGUAUUACAUGCCUGCCCAGCUUCCAUUGCAGUUAGUUCGGAAGCCUCAUCCAUGGAAGAAGUACCUUUGAUUUCUGAUUCUUAAUCUUUGGAGAAGAGUUCUACAAGAUAUAUGGAGCGCUUAUGCUUUAGUUUGUACUCCUAAUGUGUGAUCUAUAUGCAUUAAAAUCCAUGGUGCUUGUAACUAUGUGCUCCUGGUAUACUAUAGUGUCUCAUUAAAUGUCCAAGUAUAUUAUUGAGAUGCCAUAAUUUUACUUGUAUUUCUUUA